Molecule: messenger RNA, 318 nt
Organism: Strongylus vulgaris
Lineage: Eukaryota; Metazoa; Nematoda; Chromadorea; Rhabditida; Strongylidae
Source: the annotation of a GenBank genome assembly
AUGCUAGUGCAAAGAUUAUUAUUCUCUCGGUUAGCUGGACGAUGUGCUCUUUGCGUUCGAUAUAGCAGUACAGAUCGCCUGAUUUCAGCGAAGCAAGCUCGAAACGAAAUAGUCCCAUUAUCGAGUUUAAAACCAGAUGAGCUUGGGCAUUCCAUUCUUCUCUGUAAGGAGACUAUGCCACCUGGAUCGCCAAAGAGCCCUCAUGAUGUCGUCGCUACUAGUGUUUUUGUCACCAAGGUUCUGUCGCUUUCUUCAUCUGUGGCAGGCGUGAUAAUGGUUCCCGUACUGUCAACCUAUCUAUGGGACGCAGCGGCAGAG